This is a messenger RNA of Mya arenaria, 6192 nucleotides long. RefSeq lists its product as uncharacterized. NCBI's taxonomy places the organism in Eukaryota, Metazoa, Mollusca, Bivalvia, Myida, Myidae. The transcript is spliced from 13 exons. The record is from RefSeq and is a predicted model, not a curated record. The coding region runs from base 243 to 1499 and encodes 418 amino acids.
CCUGUUUUAUACCUGGUUUAAGAUAGGUCCGUGCCUGAAGUAUUUUUUACUACGCAUAACGCUAUCUCUAAAUUGUCAUACAGAAUCAGUGAAAACGGUUGGAUUACUAUUAUUUUAUCGUAUGUUAUAUAGAUAAUACAUAAAUGUUUAUAUACGGUUUGUGAAUACACUGUGAUAUACUCGGAUAAAUUGAUUCGAAAAAGUGCUUAACCAGAGAUCUGUAUACAUGUGGGGGUUGAUCAAUGGGCAGAAUGGGCUCACAUUUUAUCAUUGUUGUAAUAUUUCUUAACAGCGUUUGCAGACAUACCAUUGAAGCCCAAGCUCCAGUAUUAUCAGCCAACGCAUCUUCAGUUACUGAAGGCAGCCCAUUGAACUUGGUUUGUGGUUUUUCAGCCACUCCAGAUUCAGUGACAUGGUUGAGGAAAGAAACAACGGAGACAUCAGAACAAACAAUUGUUACUGUCGGUUUGCAAGGUGGUUUAUGUAUAUCAAUUCCAAGUACUCUUCCAGAUGGGUUAGUGGUAACAUGUGGUACAUCGGAGUAUGGAUGUACAAUCCCAUCCUUGAGUAUUUCUGAUGAUGGAGAUGUUUGGCGUUGUUCUGUUCCGAUUACAGGGGUCACCACCAACAGCAACUCUCUGAGAAUGAAUGUGACAGAAUCAACAACAACAACAACAACAACAACAACACCAGAAACUACUUCAAAGAAUUGUACAGAGUAUGUGAAUGAUAUUUGUGUUGGUCUACUGGCACUGAACAUCAUCCAAGUGGUUUUGGUAGAAGUUUCUGCUUUUAUAAAACUGUCAUACAUGGGAAAAGAUACAGCAAAAAGUAUAAUAAUACUAGCACUGUUGGCUUUCGCAACUGGUGGAAUAGGCCCCUGUUUGUGGUUAUUACUUCUUGUUGUUUGUAAAAAAGAAAAAUCCUGCAGAGCUUAUAUUGGGGCGAUCUGCAUGUUCUUAGGCAUCAUGUUGUCGUAUAUUGGGAUGGGUUUCAACAUCUGCUGUAUUGUAGCAGAGAAUAGUUGCUGGGAUGUGUACACAAUUGUUGCAGUAGUGAUUUCAUUAGUUGGUCUUUCCAUAAGCAUUGUUAGUGUAAUUGUUGCCAUAUGCUACAAGGAAAAAGAUGAGCCUUCCUGGGUCGUUUAUUUGUCCGUUUUUGGAAUAUUCAUAGCAUUGAUUGGACUAUUGCUAACGAUAUUGAAACGAUUUUGCAAAAAGAAACCUGACGGAAAUGCGGGAGCAGGGAAUAAUGGUGGAGGGGCAUUGCGGCGCAAUUUGACACAUCCAAGAGUGGAUUUUAAGCCUGCGACUGCCAAUGCUUCAAUCCACCAACCUGACAACAAGCAGCAGGAAGUUGAUAGGCACAGGCCGCCGCCUAAAUUGCCCCCAGUUGGAGGACAUCAAAAACAUGGGAGGGGGCUAUCCGCAAAUAUUGGGGACAUAAACGAUCAUAUGCCAGCAGGAGACAAGAAGAAAUUACCACCCCUGAUAACAUAACGAAGCGAAAAGAUUGAUCAGACUAGCUAGCUAAGUGACGAUGGUUUUUGAUUAGUGGAAAGCUAGUAAGUUGUUGCCUUAUGUAAUAUAACUUAUGAUUGUCAUUUUUUACAUAUACAUAGCAAGAAACUAUAAAUACAUUAUAUUUAAAAAAUAAAGCUUACUAUGACGUAUUUGCUUUCUAGCUAAAUAAUAAAUACAUUUUAAAUUAUAGAGUAUAAGCAAAGAAAUUAUUUUGAACCAAUUAUAAAUUCUAAAGCUGACUUGAAUAUUGUUUUAUUUGAGUUGUUAAAAGUCAUGUAAAAGUUGUUAUUUUUUAUUGUACCAAUUUAAAAUUUAAUCUGGGGUUGUUUACAUUCAAUGUUUCGUUCUUACAAUCUUUAUACAACACCUCGAACAAAAAUAGUUUUGGACAAAACACCUUAUGUCAUUAACAUAUUAUGAUAUUAAAUGCAUAUCUGAAGUAUUAAGAGAUUAAAUGUGCCUUUACAUAAAACUAUAUGUAAUUGAUAUAUCCCCCGACUGCUAAUUUAUAUCGUAUUUAGGAAACUACUUAAGAAAGUACUGAAGAUAAACCUGUAGUUUAAGUAAACAUUUACUUAAUUUAGUGAUAAUCUUAAUAAAUGUAAUUGUUACAUACUCUUGAUAAAAACAAAGUUCAAACAGCUAAACAAAAGACAAAUACUUACUUUAUAUUUAUAGCAAUGAACAUGGGUACAAAAUCUAUAAUGUCACAUCUUCUUUGAUCAUAAAUUACAGGCAUAUUAUUGAUACACACUCAUAAUCCUCUCCUACCAAUAUAAAAUUGUAAAUUGUCAUGCCAUUGUGUUUAUUGAUUGUAUGAUGGCUGGAUUUUGUGGAAUUAUUCGUCUUGUUACCAAUAGUUUUUGAUUCCAAAAUCAUUGACAUGCACAGCACAUUAUAUAAAAAGCACAAUGAUUAUUUAAAUAUUGCAUGGUUUGAUAGACUAUUUCAUGUUUAGCCUUUGCCUAUACUCUUACUACAAUUUGAUCAUUUAUAUUAUUUGUUUAUUUUUGUAAUAUUUUCCUGGCUAAGUGUUCCAUUAUCUGUCCACAAUAUCAUAGUAUUCUGUACGAUUAUUUAUUACCUUAUUUAAAAAAAGUUGAUUUAUUAUUUUAAAUAAACAUUGGUCUGUGCCAUCCUUGCUACAUAAUAUGCUUUAAUCCUCAAGUUAUGCAUCAAGCCUUGUACACAUGUGUAUUUUUUCUUUUCUAAAUAUCUAUUAAACGCAUGCCUUACUAAUGUCACUUAUGGCAAUUGUCCUGCCUGUUUUGUUAUGAUGUUUUAUGGAAGUUGCUUCAUGAUUUCCCCUAUAAGAAAAUGCGAUUAUGAUUCUUAAUGAAAAUAAAUUCCUUGUGCUUUAAAGAUUGAUAGGACUAAAUGUUUUUAUUUCUUAAGAAUACAAGUAUGUUAAAUUGUUUUUAAAUAGAAGCGUUAAUAUAUCUUUAAUCCCAAGACAGGCCUAGAGCAAUGUCUAUGACCAAGUUUUUUUAUGUAGAUAAGGAAUACUUAUUACCAAGACAAUAAUACCAUAUGCAAGUAAAUGUGUAGAUUUAGUGUCAUUUCUCAUUGUAUUACAAUGAUUAUUGUGUUUGCCAGUUUAUAUGUAUCUGAUGCAUUAGGUCAGGGAAUAAUUGCUAAUAAGUUAGUGCCAUAGAGUUUAUAUUAACAAAUUACAAAUAAUGCAUUAUCAAGUAUAUACACAGUUGAAUGUUGACUGUUUGUUUUUCCUGAUUAGAGUUUAUUUCUUGCUAUCCAUUUUGAAAAUGACCGAUAUCUUGUUUUUAUGACAUUGUAUAAUUAGGACUUUCAAUUGGAAAUCUAACACAAUAUAUUUCAUCCAUAAUAGAAUGUUUGUAUAUAAUUCAAAGCGUUUUACAACAUGUGAAGGGUAUUGCAUAAAAUUGAAUUUGAAGUUGAAUGCUUUUGUUGAAUGUUUUGAAACAUCAAGGUUCAUGUAAUUCAUUGUAUUAUUCAUCCACCUAUUAUUGUAUGUUCUUGUAUUAAUUCUUACUAUACAGUGAUAUUCUUCAAUUAAACAAAUUUCUAUAUGUUUAUGUUGCACUUUCAAUACUGUUAAACUAUGUAAAAACAUUUCCUUUAAAUUGUUAGUUAUUUGACAAUUUCUUCCUAUUAGGUAAGUUUGGCAUCAAAAGGAAAUAUUUAAAGUUAUUAUGUCACUCUUUAAGCAAUCAAGAAGUCAAAUACCUGUAAUGGGAAAGAAAGCAUUUGUACCUGUACUCUGAGAGUUAACCUAAAACAGAUAAUGGAUAUGUAUACAAUAAGCUAUGGCAAAUGAAAUGUGCAUUAUUGAAUGGCAUCAGCUUAAAACAGUUUAGUGUAGCCAGACUUAUAAAUAUAUGUGCUGUAUUCUGACAAUAGGAAGUAUACGUUUAUGAAUUAAAAAUGUAUUAUGAUGCAUUUCUUUACUUGCUGAUGUUACGAACUGUAUUGUUAUAAACAUUGAUCACAGCGAGUGGGGAAUAUUGCAAUUGUUAUGUGGUAAAGGACUUCUAAAGUUUCUACUCAACAUUUGGUCACAAUUCAAAUGUAUAACUGAUUGGUUGUAGGAUUACGAUGUAAUCAACAUAAUAAUAAUGUAUAACACUUGUUCAGUACUUAACAAAUGUAUAUCGCCCGAUCUUGAUAAAGCAGUCAUUAAUUAACUUGUUAUGAGCUUAUAUGUUUAAUUACGAUUUUCUAGUUAUGCUAUUAUUUUGAGCUUUUAUUUAGUGUAAAGUAAUGUUCCAAAGAUCAACGCACAGUGUACAUUAAAACAUGCAAACAAACAAAGGAUUGAGAAAUAAAAUUAACAAUCAAGUGCAUGCCCAAUGCAAUAGCUACCCUGAUUAUUAUCCCCCGCCUAUGAAAUAGGGAGGGGGAUAUUGAAAUGGCGUUGUCCGUCCGUCCUUCCGUCCGUCCGUCCUUCCUUCCGUCCGUCCGUCCUUCCUUCCGUCCGUCCGUCCGUUCGUACGUCACCUGCGUUUUCUCAGUAACUAGCCGGUAGAAUUUCAUGAAACUUAAAAUAAAUAUGAACCACUAUACUGGAAUGAUGCCCGUCCAAAAAAAAAUUCGAUUGGUCAAUUGUCCUUGCAGUUAUUGCCCUUGAUUUUUUGAAAAAUGCACAUUCACAGCCAUUUCUCAGUCACUAGCUGGCAGAAUAUCAUGAAACUUAAAAUAAAUAUGAAUUACUAUACUGGAAUGAUGCCUGUUCAUUUUUUUUUGUAUUGGUCAAUUGUACUUGGAGUUAUUGCCCUUGAUUUUUUGAAAAACUCUCAUUUACAGCCAUUUUUCAGUAACUAGUUGGUAGAAAUUCUUGAAACUUGAAAUAAGUAUGAACCAACCUACUGCGAUGGUGCCUGUUUAUUUAUAUUUUGGAUUAUGUAAUUUCUAUAUGAGUUAUUGCCCUUUAUUUUUUGAAAAAUGCACAUUCACAGCCAUUUCUCAGUCACUAGCUGGCAGAAUUUCAUGAAACUUAAAAUAAAUAUGAAUUACUAUACUGGGAUGAUGCCUGUUCAUUUUUUUUGGAUUGGUCAAUUGUACUUGGAGUUAUUGCCCUUGAUUUUUUGAAAAACUCUCAUUUACAGCCAUUUCUCAGUAACUAGUUGGUAGAAAUUCUUGAAACUUGAAAUAAAUAUGAACCAACAUACUGCGAUGAUGCCUGUAAGCACAAACAAGCCAUCAAGCACAAACAAGCCAUCGUUGGCGGGGGAUAUCUUUUCACUAUAAAUGCUUGUUUCAUUCAUGAAGUAAUAUGAUACAUGUGUUGAAUACCUGUCGUAAAUUACGCAUGCAUUUUAUGCUAUUGAUUAUCAAUAACUUGUGGGAAUGAAGUGGGGAUUUCCCUUCGAUACAAGAUCCAAUAUUGUUUUUAUUUGAAGUCAGAUAUAUGGUAAAAAAUAACAUUAGCUCAAUGAGCUUUUUCCGGCAUGAAUAUCAAAUGAUGAAACAGCGUCUAUAUAAAAUGCUCUCCCAAUUUGAACAAUUUAAAUCCAAUUUAAAGCCCGAUCAGCAUCCAGCAGGUUUUAUUAUUGCAUAUUCAGGAUUAAAUAUCAAAAUUCAAUAACUAUUUGGCCUUUUAUAAGCACUAUCAGAAGACGAGAUACACCCUGCCUGUAACAAUAUUAAACAUGUUUUGCACACAUUAAGUUCAUACUUCCUGUUUCCUGUUUUGAAGCGUUUUUAUUUUUAAACGAAAUAUGAUAUAUAAUUAUUUAUUUAGUUUAUAAAUGUUGAGUGCUACCAUGUUUGUUUAUAAUGUACCAUAGAGACAUUAAUAGUUCUCACUACAUAAUGUGUUUGCUAUUGCCUUGUGAUAUUUACAAUCCGGUGACAUAGAAAGAUGAAUCCAAUAUGAGUUGACACAAUUAUUGUGAUUGAAUAUGCAAAUUUAAGUAUAUAUAGUUUAUUGUCGAUUUUUAUGAAAAAUUAAAUGUUCACUUUUAAUGCUAAUCAAAAGAGAUAUUCUUUUUGAAUUUCACAUGAUUGCAUACAAUGUAUUAAAAUGGGCCUGGCUAUUGUUUGUUUGUUUUUUAGAGUAUGUUUUUUUAUUAUAUGCCGUGCAGUUAGUAUUUAACUCAUUCUUAUAAUCACUGUGUGGUUUGUUUACAUUAAAUGCUUUUGUUUUUUCUUUGAUUGGCAUGAAUAAGUAUUGAAUAAAAGUUUGUUUUUA